This is a messenger RNA of Saccoglossus kowalevskii, 987 nucleotides long. RefSeq names its product xaa-Pro aminopeptidase 1-like. Lineage: Eukaryota; Metazoa; Hemichordata; Enteropneusta; Harrimaniidae. The record is from RefSeq and is a predicted model, not a curated record.
AUGUCAAGACAUCGUGCUAAACGUGACGAAUCCACAGUCCGAGACUGCAGCGAUCCCGAUGACCCGUAUUUGCCACCAACGGCUACUGACACAACUGAAAGAAUUGCUGAUCUGAGAGUCGAGAUGGAAAAAAUUGUACCAAAAGUAAAUGGUAGAAUUGCAGCGUAUCUCAUACCAUCUGCAGAUGCGCAUAAUAGUGAAUAUAUCGCCGAAUGUCACGAGAGGAGGCAGUGGAUAACUGGGUUUACCGGGUCAGCAGGUUUUGCUAUUGUCACAAUGAACCAAUCUGCAGUAUGGACCGAUGGUAGAUACUUUCUACAAGCCGAACAACAACUUGAUUGUAAUUGGAUACUUAUGAAACAGGGGGAGCCCGAAACACCACUACAAUGGGAAUGGCUCAUUGAUGUUCUACCCCCCGGUACUGAAGAUUUACCGACCUUAGUUGCCUUUGAUCCAACACUUAUUUCAAUUAGUUUAUAUAACACCUAUGAUACUGCAUUUAAAGCAGCCCGAGCUGAUGACGUGUACAUAGAAAUGUAUUCCCAUCAAGAAAACCUGGUGGAUAUAAUUUGGGAUGAUCAACCAGAAUGUCCGAACGAACCUCUUUAUAUAAUGGACAUUAAAUGGGCAGGUCAAGAAUGGUUCGACAAGGUCACAGAUCACAGGAAGGAAAUGGGGGCCGUAGAAGCUAAUAUGAUGGUACUGCACGCUUUAGAUGACACUGCAUGGUUUUUCAACCUACGAGGGGAGGACAUACCUUAUAACCCAGUAUUCUUUGCGUAUACUAUAAUAGAAUUGGAGAAAACGACGGAUGUUGGUGUCUGGUCUCCAGGAGUCAACAAUAUUGGGUUUAUUGAGCCAAUACUUUGCGACUCAGUUUCUAAGGGAGUGUCAGUGCAACCUGUUGCCGGUGUUAGAUCGGAAGGUAUACUUGGUGGUAUUGGUGGAUGUGUUGGAGAUAGUGGAGUGUCGUCUUCGUCCAGAUGA